CUCCCGAAGCGUCUGUAGCGUGACUCGGAUUGCCCCAAUCAGAUUGCGCCAUAUCCUCUCUCUUGCAACCCCUUUCGCGUACGUUCUUAAACUUGGGUGUGUGUAAACACGUACCGCAAGGAACUCGGGUAAUUAAAAAAAAUCAAAAAAAAAAAAAAUCACGCUAAUACGAUGAACGCGAAUACGAACGCGAGUGCGAACUCCUUGUUGAACAAUCUCUUGACGUCUUACAAGAAGUGGAUUGUGGCAAAUCCGCAAUUGCUGUCGGACAUCGAGUCAACCGUCAAAUGUUUAUCCUACUUCGGUUUUGGACACUUCGGCAAUUCGAGUUUGGCUGUUGAAUUGAUUUACUCUAUGCCAAAUUUGAUUGUGUUGUGCAAUGACUUGCUCAUGUACAGCUGCAGGUGCAAGCAACCGAAGAUACCGCAGUUCGAAUCGAAGAUUAAGAUCUGGCUUACUGUGGUGGAAUACACCGAGACGUUGCUCGAAGUAUCGGCCGAGAAGUUGUGGGGCACGGUCGGAAAGUGGUUGAUAAUUGUAGUUGUACAAUUGUUCAAAACCAUAUUGAAACUAUUGUUACUCCACUUUUACAAAGAACGUGUGAUCAAAAGUCCCGCGACACCGCCCCUUAAUAGAGAAAAGUUCAACAAGGACAUUGAGAAUGAAGAAGGAAAUUUGAAGGAAGGUUUCGUUCUGAAAAGAUCCGGCAUUGUUGUAAGAAGUGUGAAGCAUUCGGCUCCUCCACAGGUGCGAACGUGGAAAGCUCUGUCGCCUGAUAUAAAUAAAAAUGAGAAAUCAGCUAAGAAUCAAAACUUUGACAGAAAUCUCAUGCUGGCUGAGAAUCUUUAUGUGAUAAAACCGUUGCUUCAUCUCGGAAGCAUGUACAUGACUGAUGAGAAACAUUGGUAUCCGUGGACAUUGUCAUUCAUUGUUGACGUAGUUAGUUUGAACAUCUUCGCUCGCUGUGCGCUACAAACGAUAUUCAGUAAGGAAGAUGAGGAAGAACUUGUGAGGCGACGAUUAAGUUUGUUGUUGUACAUCCUAAGAUCACCGUUUUACGAUAAGUACAGUCGCACCAAAAUCAAUGCUCUGCUCGAUACAAUAUCUGCCUCCGUGCCUCUCGGCAAGGCACUGACGAACGCCGUUAAAAAGAGCUUGCCGUACAUGCAGAAUACGUAUUUUUAUAUGUGGUCGCGUUAACGUGCGAACACCAAGCUUACGACACCAGUGCGUAAAAGUUAAACUUGCGAAUACACACGUGCGUGUGCGUGUGUGUGUGUAUAUUAAAAAAUGCUGUGAGAUAUAUAUUAAUCAUUCCUUGGAUAACAUCACGUAGAUCCUGAUAUUUUUGUAUUUUAUGAUAUUGAUGAGGGAUAAGGCCGCGAAGGAUGUUUGUUAUUAUGUGGAAUAUUUUAUUUCAACAAGGUUUUAUAUAGGAAAAAAAAAUAUAUAUAUAUAUAUUACCAAAAAGGA
Messenger RNA from Pseudomyrmex gracilis, 1473 nucleotides. It is a transcript of the gene Pex16, whose product is annotated as peroxisomal membrane protein PEX16. The record is from RefSeq and is a predicted model, not a curated record. NCBI's taxonomy places the organism in Eukaryota, Metazoa, Arthropoda, Insecta, Hymenoptera, Formicidae. The transcript has 5 exons. Gene Ontology annotation, cellular component: peroxisomal membrane. Gene Ontology annotation, biological process: peroxisome organization. Bases 172 to 1200 code for a protein of 342 amino acids.